CAUCUAGUAACAGUGUCUCACCUCACCUAUGGACCAUCAGAGGUCACAUACACCUACUGGCCUGUCUCUCUCUCCCAUACGUUGUAAGCAGGGACGUGCACAGACAUUUUGGGGGACAGGGGCUGAACUAAAAAAACAAAGGGCACUUGCCAUAAUUAUUGAUAUAAAUGUCCACAUAAUAAUGCCAGACUACCCAAGGCACUUUUAGGAGUAACAUCAAAAUGGCAGGGGCUCAAGCCCCCUUUCUAGUCGACCUGUGCACAUCCCAGGUUGUAAGACUAUGUUCACAUGGGGGAAUGUCCGCACGGUAAAUCUCUGUUCGGACAUUUCCCUGACCAUGAAGCAUAAACAGAGCAUGCUGGCGCUAGGACUGCCCGAAAAUGCACCGUCUCAUAGACAGCAAUGCAUUUCCGUGCGGAAUCUGUAGACAACAUAGACAUGUUUAUUCUUUCUGGUGACACCGGAAUUUGAAUUUCCGCACCAGAUUUUUCCAGCAUGGAAAUUCUGCUAUGUGAACAGCGCAAUCUCCAUGCAGAAUCCCAUUGUGUGAACAUAGAACGUUUGGCGUUUCGUAAAUCCCAGCUUAUAUCUGGCUGCUCCUUUUUUUUUUUUUUUAUGAAAAAAUCCGCUGUGUGCCAUUUGUGCCUUUGUUUGGGAGUUUUUGCAAAACAAGUGAGAACCCAGCAUUUCUCUUUUGCACCAGAACCCUAAUGUGGUGUUUCCCAACCUGUGGCUAUCCAGCUGCUUCAACUCCCAUUAUCCCAUGACAGUCCAAAGAUAGUGUUCCCCAAGGCUGUCAUAGCAUGAUGGGAGUUGUUAUUUUGCAACAGCUAGAGAACUCCAGGUUACCCCAUAUACCCUUAUUGCGAAUGCAAACUGCAUUGAAAAUGUUGAAGGGUGCAGUGAGAUUGGUUGCUAUGAGCAAUGCGAUUAGUUUCUAUGGGAAAUGUGAAUAGUUGCUAUGAGAAAUGUGAUUAGUUGCUAUGGGCAAUGCAAUUAGUUGCUAUAGGCAACGUGAUUAGUUGCUAUGGGCAAUGUGAUUAGUUGCUAUAGGCAACGUGAUUAGUUGCUAUGGGCAAUGUGAUUAGUUGCUAUGGGCAAUGUGAUUAGUUGCUAUGGGCAAUGUGAUUAGUUGCUAUGGGCAAUGUGAUUAGUUGCUAUGGGCAAUGUGAAUAGUUGCUAUGGGCAAUGUGAUUAGUUGCUAUGGGCAAUGAGAUUAUUUGCUAUGGGCAAUGUGAUUAGUUGCUAUGGGCAAUGUGAUUAGUUGCUAUAGGCAACGGUAUUAGUUGCCAUGGCCAGUGGGAUCAGUUGCCACGGGAAAUGGGAUUAGUUGCGAUGGGAAAUGGGAUUAGUUGCUUUGGACACCUAACUAUACUUUUUUCACUUUUUUAUGUUCUUCCCACACCCUCCCAGUCAGAGUGGAGCAGCUGAGGUUCCUGCACAAUGUAAUAGUAAUAAUGUGAGGGGAGGCAGAGCAUACAGAGAAGGGGUCUCCUCCAUACACAUACUCACUGCUACUGACAGACAGGGGGACAGCUGCAGAGUGGGGUCUGCUCCAGAAGGGGGCGGGGCUUGUCACAGCUCUAGCCCGCAUGCGCGGUGGACAGCACAGUCAAAGUUUUCUGUGGGCUGCAGACCAUGGCACGGUGUCUGCGUCUCCUCAUCUUUGCGGUAUCCCUGAAUGUAUUCCUAUAUCCGGAUCCGAGCUGUGCGGCUACCGGCGGCCUCCGGAGGACACCUGCAGACUCCUGUGCACCCAAGGGUGUAUCUUGGAAUAAGAACAAUGGACAGCCCAAUGUCACAUUCCGUUAUGACAACUGUACCAUCACUUCUGGAGGGAAGCACCUGAUUGCCGAUAUGCAGAAUAUAACCAUCAGUCAAUAUGCUUGCAAUGACCAGGUGGCCAUAUCUGUUUUGUGGACACCCAGUGCUACAGGCAUCGAGUAUCUGAAAGGUUUUCGCAUUAUUUUGGAGGAGCUUAAAUCCGAGGGGCGAAUGUGUCAGCAGAUGGUGCUCAAGGACCCUAAGCAGCUGAAUUCCAGUUUUAAAAAAGUUGUGAUGGAGACUCAGCCAUUUAUGAACCUGAAGUUUGAGACUGAUUAUUUUGUGAAAAUCGUCCCCUUUCCCUCCAUCAAAAAUGAAAGCAACUACCACCCGUUUUUCUUCAGAACACGUACAUGUGAGACGUUGCUACAACCAGACAAUUUAACCUGCAGACCUUACUGGAAGCCAAAGAACGUGAAUGUCACCCAGCAAGGUGUUAACAUGCAGGUCUCCUUUGACCAUGCACCCCAUAACUUUGGUUUCAACGCAUAUUAUGUAAACUACAGGAUGAAACACGACGCCUCUUUUAAACAGAAGAUCUGUAGACAGGUUCAGAAUACAGACUACACAAACUGUCUUCUCCAGAAUGUGUCUCCAGGGGAUUAUGUUAUUGAGCUUCUUGAUGAUACCAACACAACACGGCGCUCCAUGCACUACUCUCUAAAACCUGUGCAUUCUCCCUGGGCUGGACCGAUUCGUGCCAUCGCUAUCACAGUCCCAUUGGUCAUCAUAUCCGCCUUUGCAACACUAUUUACUGUUAUGUGCAGAAAAAAACAGCAAGAAAACAUCUAUUCACACCUCGACGAGGAGAGCUCAGAGUCUUCUACUUAUGCCGGAAGUCUGCAUGUGGAAAGGCCUCGACCGCGGCCCAAAGUCUUCCUUUGUUACUCCAAUAAGGACUGUCAGAAACACAUCAAUGUGAUCCAGUGUUUCGCCUACUUUCUCCAGGAUUUCUGCGGAUGUGAAGUUUCUUUAGACUUGUGGGAAAACUUGAAGAUUUGCAAAGAGGGACAACGAGAGUGGCUGAAACAAAAGCUGAAAGAUUCUCAUUACAUCAUCGUUGUGUGUUCCAAGGGAAUGAAGUAUUUUAUUGAGAAGAAGAAGAAAAAGAGUAAAGGCACCAACAUUGAAUCCGGAAAAGGAGAGAUGUUUGUGAGCGCUAUGGCUAUGAUCGCUGAAAAACUAAACAAGGCCCAGGACAGCUCAGAUGACCUGAGCAAAUUCAUCACUGUUUACUUCGACUACUCCAGUGAAAAUGACAUUCCUGGUCUUCUAGAUGUGACCAAGAAGUACAAACUCAUGGACCACCUCCCUCAGCUGUACUCCCACCUCUACUCCAAAGAGCUCAGCCUGCAAGACCAUGAGCAUUAUCCCACCAACAUCAGCAAACGCAACUACUUCCGGAGCAAAGCCGGCCGCUCGCUGUAUGUCACCAUCUGUAACAUGCACCAGUAUAUUGAUCAGGAACCAGAUUGGUUUGAGAAGGAACAUAUUCCCUCACACUCUCCCACCCUGCACUACCAGGAACCUGUCAUGGAAAAGUUUGAUUCCGGUUUGGUCUUAAAUGAUGUCACAGGCAAACAGGGGACAGAACAUGACUGCCCAGUGAAGGCAGAUGCGGUGGCGCCGGUGGAAGGUUACUUACCAACCCUGAGAAAUGACACUGGGGAUGAAAUUGAAGGACAAACCACACCGCUUGAGUGUUGUGUUCUCCAACCAGUUCUUCACUGUGUAAAGGUUGUCAACCAGGCAGAUAUGCCUCGAGACUCUGGGAUAUAUGACUCUUCUGUUCCAUCUUCUGAGCUGUCAUUAACGUUAAUGGAUGGAUUAUUGCCUGAUCAAGGAGAAACAUCAUCUAUUGCAGAGAGUGUCUCUUCAUCUUCUGGACUUGGAGAGGAGGAGCCCAGUAUCCCAAAAUCUGUUGUGUACAGCGUCUGUAAAGCGGAUCUUCAUUGCCACAUUCAUCCUGAUGAGCUCCAAGCCAUUGCACCUUUGUAGUUUACUGGUUAACUCAUUCUGUGCCAAUAGAAGGGCUAGACCCCACUGGCAGCAGAGGAGUUAAUAUGCAUUGCCACUUUAACAAACAGGUUUUGUGAAUAAAGUCACCAUAUCACUGCAGACCCUGAACUUACUUGAAAUAAUUGAAUGACUAAUAGAAUUUAUUCUUGUCCCUUACCCAAGUAUCGGACCUCUGGGAGAUAGUUGAAUAUAUGUGGCUCAGAUGAUGAACGUCACCGAAGAUCAUCGUAUGUUUAAUGGAUUCGUUUAUGGAAUUCACAGCUGACGCCUUUAUAAGGAGGAAACAAAACGUGUCGUCUUCUGUGGAUGUCGUCAUUUUUGUAAAGAUGUGAUACAAGGAGCUUCCUUUUGCGAAGGUUGAAAAGCAAAGUAACAAAUUGCCUUUCUGGCCAUGAAGCCUAAACCAACACUGUUUCUUAAAGCUGGACUCAAAACAAUUACAUCUCUCAUCCUUGAGAUAAAGAAACACGCACCUUGAGAAUUGCCAGAAGAGUACCAUAAUAACCAAACCACUAAUGGAUUAUAGAUGUCCUAUGGGACAAAUCCAUGUAUAUGUUUGCUAUGUAGAGAAAUUCUGGGACUAAUACUUUCCUCAUAUAGAUGUCCUCCACAUUACACGAUUCAUAUAUCCACCGUAAUAUGGAGACUACAACUAGACUUGAGCCUACUAUUCUGUUCACAAGAGACUUGCGUCACGUAGUCAGCUUUAUGUUACAUACAUGGUACAAAUUUAGCAGACCCUUGCACAACUAUUAUGUUAGUAAAUUGUAUUUUUGGCAACUUGUGGACGCUUUGUAAAUAUAAUUUAUGUAGGUUAUUUGGUACAUCUUAACAUUAUAUGUCUAACAAUGGUUUAAGUUAUUUUUGCUGUCUGUUUUGUUGAGGGUGGUCCUACAUCAUGGGGUUGUAGUCUUGUGCUGUAUCUUUAUUACAUCUGUACUUUAUCCAUCGUUGCCAUGAAAUCUCCUCAGAUUGCGGAAAUUGGGUGAAUUUCUGCAGGCUACUUUGAAUUGCUAAGGAUGUGCUGCAACUACAGCUAAAGUACAGAUGAAAUUCAGAUGCACCAAAAGGCUACAACGCCCUCAAGAGGGUGAUACAAUGCCCAGAUGAAGCAUGUCUUCUGCUCUCCCUCCUAUUACAUUUCUGAUCUGACCACAGGGUCAGCUUCACACAUGCAUAAUAUGGGCAAACAGCCACAAGUUCUGGCCGCGACUAGUGACCCAUACUGACAGCAUCAUAGGGGUCUGUACACACACGUGUUUAGUAAUACAUUUUUUCUAUUGCGGUUUUAAUUGUUAAAACAUUGGAAACAAAAAAAAAAAGCAAUGCCUGCCAUAUUUUUCAUUUUAGAAAAAGUAGUUUGAACACUUUUCAGGACACGGUUUUCCACUGCAGUAAAAAGCAGAUUGUAUUAAGAUUUUAGUUUUGGCUCUGCAUAUCUUAAAGGAGUAGUCCAGUCCUGAAAAACUUAUCCCCUUUCCUAAGGAUAGGGGAUAAGUUUCAGAUGGCGGGGGGUCCGACCGCUGGGGCCCCCUGCAAUCUCCUG
Molecule: messenger RNA, 5389 nt
Organism: Hyla sarda
Lineage: Eukaryota; Metazoa; Chordata; Amphibia; Anura; Hylidae
Gene: IL17RD
Product: interleukin 17 receptor D
Exons: 13
Coding region: 1639-3822 (727 amino acids)
Molecular function (GO): interleukin-17 receptor activity
Source: RefSeq, a predicted model, not a curated record